Molecule: messenger RNA, 2529 nt
Organism: Sphaeramia orbicularis (orbiculate cardinalfish)
Lineage: Eukaryota; Metazoa; Chordata; Actinopteri; Kurtiformes; Apogonidae
Product: group 3 secretory phospholipase A2-like
Exons: 7
Coding region: 120-2201 (693 amino acids)
Biological process (GO): arachidonate secretion; phospholipid metabolic process
Molecular function (GO): A2-type glycerophospholipase activity
Source: RefSeq, a predicted model, not a curated record
UAAGCCGGCCGGUGCAGAAAUUCCCUCAUACCACAGGCAGACUACUGCUGAUAAUUUACCAGUUUAACAUUAAAUCCAACUUGUACCCAAACUGGAUUACGCACCUAUAUGAUACUGAAAUGUACAGCAGAUGCGCUUUUCAGUUUGUUUUUACCUCAUUAUGGCUAAUUUUAUUAAAAGUACAAGAUGUAGUCGGGUCAGACCACUUGUGUCUCAGGUCGAGUCCUGCUGAGGACAGACAAACUCGGGUUACAUUUCUGCGGCAGAAUGCUGGUGUGCGCUCCUUGUACCUCACCGUGUGGUCUGAAGAUUUGAGACUGGUCACCUGCGAGAUCAAUACUAAUCCUCUGGUCACGGGAAGUUAUGACACUUUUUGUAAGAGCAGCAGCAGUGAGUCUCAAGAAAUCAACCAAAGAUUUAAUAUCAGUAUUGUACUGUCCCCUGAUGCUCCAUGCACACCUGAUGCGCCCAGUGCGCAAAAGUUUACCAAGAGCGCAGGAGAGGGGAAAGUUCGGAGAAAAAGGUCCUGGAUAUUCCCAGGAACACUGUGGUGCGGCCACGGAUCCCGCGCCGGUGGAUAUGAUCAACUAGGGAUGUUUGAGGCUGCAGACAGAUGCUGCCGGGAGCAUGACCAUUGUAAUCAUAUCAUUCCUGGAAUGACAGUAAAUUAUGGAGUCUUCAACCCCAACUUCUAUACUGUUUCACAUUGCGACUGUGACCAAAGGUUUCGACAGUGCCUUCUCAGUGUCAAUGAUACAAUUUCUAGCAUGGUGGGAUAUAGCUACUUCAACAUCCUGCGAGUCCCCUGCUUUGAGCUCAAACGACGGAGGCAAUGCACAAAGAUGUACUGGUGGGGAAAGUGCAAGGUAACAAAAGAGGCUGCAUAUGCCACAUUUAAAAACUCUCGUCCUUACAAUAAAUCUGAUAUUGAAACUAAAUUUGAAGACAAGGCUCGCAUCAGCAACACUACAAGCAGUAAAGGCCAACAUGUAACUGAAAGCCCAGUGACCAAGGCACCCAGAAAGUUCCCCAGAGAUGAACGUAGAUGUGUCACCAAAGAUCCACCGAGAGGAGACACUUUCGUUGACAGGAGAAGAGGGAAAGGCUGUAAAAGAAGGCGGAAAUUGUCUACAGUAGUCUCCUCCCAAAAGCCUCCAUUAUCAUCGCUACAUACUGUUACUCCUACCGUGACAACACAUGUUUCUAAUGCCACUAUAAGCGACAAGUUAGUAUUAAAUAAAAAGAAACGUGUGAAAAACAAGAGCAACAGGAAGGGUCUGGCAGCUGACCCUGCAGUUCACACAGAGGUAACCACAGCGUCUUAUCUACAGACAACAUCCACAACACAAAGCACUCCGCUUUUAUCACAAAGCCCAGCACUGCAGCACUUCACAGCCAUCACAGCAACGACCAAAACCAAAAAAAGCAGCAAAAAACUCUCACAGGGAAGGCAAUGCUGUAGAUCAACAAUUCCUGUGAAAAGUCAAGCUCCUCCUCCUCAAUGUACAAACUGUCCUGAACAAAAAGCGACGACACAAGCAACAACUGAUAGACCUGCAACAACUAGAAGUGAACUAAUGCAAUCACUCCAAACCGAUACUUCAAAAAGACUCCAGAGCACAGCCACAUCUGGAUGGUCAGGCACCAAUAACACAACUGAAAUGAAGGCAGCCUCGCACCUUCAUUAUGAUGGCAAAGCACAAAAGAAGGUGUAUUCUCAUAUAUUAGGGAAUAAUACAAGCCAGCACAUCAACAUCCGGAACGAUGCAUCAUCAGAUGAUCUUCUCCUGUGUGGAAGCCUAAAACAUUUGGAUAAAUGUAAAUACAAAAUACCUCCUUUGGAGAAAAAGUAUGAUCUCCAGAACUUUGAAGCAAAGACAGCCUACCACUGUGACUGCACCAGCCGCUUGGCUGGUCACAUUCAAAGCAUCAAGGAACCCACUGCUUUCCCCCCUUUUCUGAUGGAUUCAGUCUCUCAAUACUGUUUUAAACUGCCAAAGAAGAAAAAAUGUCGCCUCGGAAAAAGCUGUUCUGGAGGCUUCACUAAAGCUUCUGACCUACUUCAAGCACUUAAGAAGAUAGAGGGAAAAGACAUUGCUGGGGUGCAAAAUUCAGGCAAGCACAGAAAAAGAAGGAUUUCUGUUCGCCUUUAUAAGCGAUGCCUAAGGCUGAGAAGAGAAGCUAUGGCACGGCUCACAUGAUUAUAAGCUGCUAUGCACAUCAACAAUGAAUUGUAAAGGCUUUGCAUUUUGUGCAGCAUUUUCUCUGUCAGUCAUAUGGUGUAAAACAGCAGUGUGCUGAAAACAUUCAGGAAGUCAAACCUUUGAUUUUUGUACUGUUUUGUAAAUACUAUGUGGAUGUAGAGUUUUAUAUUUAUAUGGACGUGAACUGUUCAUGCACAGGGAAUGUGAUGUGAACAUCUAUUGUAACUGAUUAAUUUAAGAACAUGUGUACAGGACAUUUGAGGAAAUAAUCACAAGUUGGGGUCAAAUUGUCUGUAUUCCUUGACUCAGUAAAGUGGUGAGAUAA